UUCGGGUUUAGGGCAAGAAUUCUCUAUGCUUAUGCCUGCAAAGGGAAGCUGAGAAGCUUCUAAGUAGUGUAUUAAUGGAGGAGAGAAAAGACAAGAGAAAAUGAGAUGAGAAAGUAAUAAGGGUUUAGUACAAACUACAACUACCAGGCUCAGGGAUAUCUUGGAGUAGCAUUAAAGUCUCUCUUUAUAUCUCCUUCUUUAUGUGCUUGUGAAUUUGGACUCAUAAGAUAUUCUUGCUACACUCAUAUGCAGAAGCUAAAGGUAGAUUGAUUAGAAGAUGAAAUAGGCUAGUGUUGUAAAUUCAUGUACAUACACAUUAAUAUCUAGGUGAGCAAGAACUUUUAAAGAACAAUCAUGGGGUAUGGAUAUCAGAUCAUCCACAUGAUUUUCUUGAUCAUCUUUUUGCUCACAUCAUUCCACUUUUUGUUUCAUGGUGCUGUAUUGAAUGAGGCAUCAUUUUUUGAUGUUCGAAGUCGACAAGAUGGGGAAAAAAUUUAUCAUAUCAGAAAAGUAGGAGGCGAAAAUAUAGGAUUGAGUUUUGGGAAGUUCAGAGCUUUGCUUGGCCUGAGGAGUUUCAUGACAAGAAAAGAGUCAUAUUAUAGAGCUAAAUUUAGAUAUGGUGCACAAGCCCCUUGUCCCUCUGAAGUUUCAGCUCCUGCUCCGGCUCGGGCCUUGCCUCUUCAUGUACAUUCUCAUCAUCAUCUUUCACCGAGGUCUGAUCUCCUGCCACGUGUGACUGUGCCGUUUCAGAAGAUGCACGUGAACAAUGAAGGAAAAAAUAGUGGUAGAAGAAAAUUGGUAGCAAUUCUUGUGUCUACUAGUGCCACAUUUGUGCUAUGUGGGAUUGGCCUUACAUGGGGAUGCAAAAAAAUCCGAAAAAGGAGAAGAUCAACAAGUACAGUGUCGGUAGUGCAUAGCACUGAGGGAGGGACAAGAAGUGUGUCAAAGUAUGUUGUUAAUUCUCAGAAUUCAGUGAGAAAGGUAACUUCUGAUCCAGGCCCUGACCUGUUUUAUCUGAAUACGAUUGAAAGCGCCUUAGAGCCGCAACCUUUUACUAUCAAAGCUUGGGAUUCUGUUAAUGCUGAUUCUUUGGUUAGUAGAGAAACUGUAUCAGUAAAUGAAGCUGAUAAAAGGAUCAAGCAUGAACCAAUUGGUUGUAGCUCUCAGUUUCGUGUGAACGAUACUCCUGAUGAAGCUCAUUCAUCUGAUGAUGAGUCUUUCCAUUCUUUAUGCAAUUCACAUUCAUCGAAUGCUAGACUUUCCAAUGCUUCAGCAGGUACAGUUAGUGAUACUUCUGAAGUUGUUUCCUCUAAUGUGUCGAAUGCUUUAGCCUCCCCAGUGAACUCCGGAGUCUCAUCCCCUACCCCAGUCUUAAAAUCUCUGUCAUGUCCUCCUCCACCACCACUGCCUCUGCUUGCUAGGACAGACAUUUUUCCUUCUAGCUCCACCUCUUGUUCCACAGAAAGGGUAUCUACGAGCCCAAGUUCCUCCACAUUGCUGAACUUAUUAUCACCUAAAAAUUCUUAUUCCUCUUCAGGGUCUAAUCAAAAUCUUUCAAAAGCUCCAAUUGGAAUUCCUCGACCACCAAUCCCUCCUCCGCCUACAAAAGGGUAUGGAAAUCCACAAAAUGGUCCACCGCCACCGCCACUUCCACAACAAAUUCCACUGAGCAAAGAUGGUGUCCCAUUAGCUAAGCUGAAACCACUUCACUGGGACAAAGUUAGAGCUUCACCUGAUCAAUCAAUGGUAUGGGACAAGCUGCGAUCAAGCUCAUUUGAAUUUGAUGAGGAGAUGAUUGAGUCACUCUUUGGCUACAAUUUGAAGACUUCAAUGAAUAAUGAGGACACAAAGAGCAAAAGUCCUUCUCCAAGCAAGCAUGUUCUCGAGCCAAAACGACUGCAAAAUAUUACCAUACUCUCAAAAGCCUUGAAUGUGACUGCUGAACAAGUCUGUGAUGCACUAAUGCAAGGGACAGGCUUGACUUUGCAACAACUAGAGGCACUGAUUAAGAUGGAACCGACUAAAGAAGAAGAGGGAGAUCUUGCAAGCUAUAAAGGAGACAUUAACCAACUAGGCUCAGCGGAGAAAUUUGUAAAGAAAAUGCUUAACAUACCUUAUGCAUUUUUGAGGAUUGAAGCCAUGCUUUACAAAGAAACAUUUGAAGAUGAGGUAGUUCAUCUCAGGAAGUCCUUCUCAAUGUUAGAGGAUGCCUGCAAGGAACUGAGAUCAAGCCGGCUCUUCCUCAAAUUACUCGAGGCAGUGCUGAAGACAGGAAACAGAAUGAAUGUUGGAACAACCAGGGGAGGAGCCAGAGCAUUCAAGCUGGAUGCUCUCCUUAAGCUUGCUGAUGUAAAAGGAACUGAUGGAAAAACCACAUUGCUUCACUUUGUUGUCCAAGAAAUAGUACGAGCAGAAGGAAUCAAAGUCUCCGAAAGCAUCAUUGGAAAAAUUAACAAUCAAAAGAACAAGAGCAAAAACGUUGAGAACUGCGAAGAAACUUACAGAAAGAUGGGCCUGGAUCUUGUUUCUGGCUUGUCAACAGAGCUGUACAAUGUCAAGAAGACAGCUACUCUAGAUAUCGAUGUCAUUGCAAGCUCUGUUUCGACCUUAUCAGAUGGAAUGACAAAGUUACAGCAUUUGGUGAACAAAGACUUGUCGAAAGAGGAAAAAAGUGGAAACUUUGUGCAGGCAAUGAGAUCAUUCUUAAAUAAUGCAGAAAAAAAUUUGAGGGAGUUGCAAGAAGAUGAGAGCGUAGUGCUAUUACAUGUAAAGGAAAUAACUGAGUACUUCCAUGGCAAUGUAAGCAAAGAUGAAGCCAAUCCCUUACGUAUAUUCGUGAUUGUUAGAGACUUUUUGGGCAUGCUGGAUCAUGUGUGCAAAGAAUUAAGGACUUUCAAGGUUCCGAUUUCCCCGACUCCGCUAGCAGCAUUUAGGUAGAAGUAGAUUAGAGUUCCUGUCUGUGUGUUUAUAUGCUUUUUUUUUUUUUUUUUUGUAAAAACUUUAAAUCUGUGUGACUUCAAGCAAUGACAUCUCUCAACAUCUUUAAAUUGUAUAUUGAGUUAUAACACGAUUUGAGUUAAAUUCUAAAGAGGGCGGUUAGAAACGU
This is a messenger RNA of Daucus carota subsp. sativus, 3106 nucleotides long. Its product is annotated as formin-like protein 11. Bases 355 to 2937 code for a protein of 860 amino acids. The record is from RefSeq and is a predicted model, not a curated record. The transcript is spliced from 4 exons. Lineage: Eukaryota; Viridiplantae; Streptophyta; Magnoliopsida; Apiales; Apiaceae. Gene Ontology annotation, molecular function: actin filament binding. Gene Ontology annotation, biological process: actin nucleation; actin cytoskeleton organization.